AGGAGCUGCUCGCGGACUGCGGGGCGCCUGUGACAGUACUAAUUUACUAUCUUCAGUGAUUACCUAAUGUUAAAAUCAAAUGGAAUGCAUUCAUGAAACUUCAGAUUUAGUGAUAGUUCAGAGGUUUGAGGCUGCUGCUUGUGAUCAUCUAUUCAGAUCUGUGUUCACCAUAUUAGAUCGUGUAGCAGUGUUUGCUUUAUAAAGUCCAAAUACAUGAGCAUAUUUGACAAAUCUGCAUUCAAGUUUAGUCAUCAACACAGAUUGUUCAGAACAUCUGCUAUUUCAAAUGGCCAAAUUGUCCAGUUUAAGCUCUCUGAUAUCGGAGAAGGAAUUACAGAGGUGACUGUGAAAGAAUGGUAUGUAAAAGAAGGUGAUAGUGUGUCUCAGUUUGAUAGCAUCUGUGAAGUACAAAGUGAUAAAGCUUCGGUCACUAUCACUAGUCGUUAUGAUGGCAUCAUUAGAAAACUCCAUUAUAAUCUAGAUGAAAUUGCUUAUGUUGGAAAACCAUUAGUGGACAUAGAAACUGAUGCCCUGAAAGAUGUAGCCUCAGAAGAGGAUGUUGUUGAGACACCUGCUGUGUCUCAUGAAGAACACACACACCAAGAGAUAAAAGGCCACAAAACACUGGCAACCCCUGCAGUCCGUCGCCUUGCCAUGGAGAACAAUAUUAAACUGAGUGAAGUUGUUGGAACAGGGAAAGAUAACCGCAUCCUUAAAGAAGAUAUUCUCAAUUAUUUGGCCAAGCAGACGGGAGCUAUUUUACCUCCAUCACCAAAACCUGAAAUUAUCCCACCAUUACCAAAAUCGGAGACUGCGCCAGCUGCUCCAAAGGACAAAGGAACUAAAAUUCCUAUACCCAUUUCCAAGCCCAUCGUGUUUGCAGGGAAAGAUAAAACUGAGGCUGUGACAGGCUUUCACAAGGCAAUGGUAAAGACCAUGACUGCUGCACUGAAGAUUCCUCACUUUGGUUAUUGUGAUGAGAUUGACUUAACUCAGCUCGUUCAACUGAGAGAAGAAUUGAAACCUCUAGCACAAGUUCGUGGAGUUAAACUCUCCUUUAUGCCUUUCUUCAUAAAGGCAGCUUCUCUGGGAUUACUGCAUUAUCCUAUUCUUAAUGCAUCUGUGGAUGAAAACUGUCAAAAUAUCACAUACAAGGCUUCUCACAACAUUGGAGUUGCUAUGGACACAGAACAAGGCUUGAUUGUCCCUAAUGUGAAAAAUGUUCAGGUCUGUAGCGUGUUUGAGAUUGCUUCUGAAUUAAAUCGCCUUCUGACCUUGGGCUCUGCAGGCCAGUUGGGAACAAAUGACCUCACUGGGGGAACAUUCACUCUCUCCAAUAUUGGCACAAUUGGUGGUACCUAUGCCAAACCAGUGAUACUACCUCCUGAAGUAGCUAUUGGUGCUCUUGGAAAGAUACAGGUUCUUCCCCGAUUUAAUGGUAAUGGGAAAGUAUUUAAAGCACAGAUAAUGAAUGUGAGCUGGUCAGCUGACCACAGAAUUAUUGAUGGAGCUACAAUGGCCCGUUUUUCUAACUUGUGGAAAUCCUAUUUGGAGAACCCUGCUUCCAUGCUGCUAGAUCUUAAAUAAAGAACACUAAUGCCAGAACACAUCCUUAAACUUUGGGGGAAUAAACUCAAUAAUUAUAAAAGCUAGCUAUGCUAGCAUAUGUCCGUUAGUACUUUUCUUAUUAUACAAUUAUAUUAUGUGGUUGAAAGGUCUCAAGAGCCUAUAUCAGUCUAUUGAUAACCUGUUCCAUUCUUUUCAAUUAAAAUGGGUAGUUUUGUAGUUUAUUCUAUGGGAGGCUGUCAUACUUAAUAGGUCAUGGUGUGACUUCUAAAUGUGAUGGGGGAAGUAUUUAGUGCCUGACUCUGAUAAUAUGUGCUGACUGCCACUGGCUGACAUUACUGAAAGACAGAUAUCUACAUGUCUGCAGUACUUUUAAACUGCUUAUUCUGGAUAGAAGGGAAGUUACGUCACAGUUAUUCCUGGUUGAAAACAGGAAUUUAUUUUAACAAAUCUAAUGGAAUAUUUCCAAGUUCCUGAAAGAAAUUAUGCAGAAAUAAUGUACAAAUAAAAUGUCUUUACGAUUAUCUUUAAA
Messenger RNA from Mauremys mutica (yellowpond turtle), 2098 nucleotides. RefSeq names its product dihydrolipoamide branched chain transacylase E2 (gene DBT). The transcript has 12 exons. Gene Ontology annotation, molecular function: lipoic acid binding; acetyltransferase activity. NCBI's taxonomy places the organism in Eukaryota, Metazoa, Chordata, Testudines, Geoemydidae. Bases 214 to 1587 code for a protein of 457 amino acids. The record is from RefSeq and is a predicted model, not a curated record. Gene Ontology annotation, cellular component: cytoplasm; mitochondrion.